AUGGUCGGCACUCUCGUCCUCACACGUCACGGUCAAUCCGAGUGGAACAAGCUCAACCUCUUCACUGGCUGGAAGGACCCUGCUCUUACCGAGCUUGGUCGCGAGGAAGCUCUCACCGGCGCCAAGCGUGUCGCAGCCACUGGCAUCAAGUUCGACGUUGCCUUCACGUCCGCCCUGCAGCGUGCGCAGACGACCCUUGGCAUUCAGCUCAAGGAGAUCGGUCAGGAGGACAUCACCAUCCACAAGGACCAGGCGCUCAACGAGCGCGACUAUGGCGAGCUUAGCGGCCUCAACAAGGACGAUGCGCGCAAGAAGUGGGGCGAGGACCAGGUGCACAUCUGGCGUCGAUCCUACGAUAUCCCCCCUCCCGGAGGCGAGAGUCUUAAGCUCACCGCCGAACGCGUUUGGCCCUACUACCACAAGGAGAUCCUGCCCCUCGUCAAGGAGGGCAAGAACGUGAUUGUUGCCGCGCACGGCAACUCGCUCCGCGCCAUGAUCAAGGACAUCGAGGGCAUCAGCGAUGAUGACAUUGUCGGCCUCGAGCUCGCUACCGGCGUCCCCAUUCUGUACAAGCUCGACCAGGACGGAAAGGUCGUCUCCAAGGAGAUCCUCCAGGGCUAA
Molecule: messenger RNA, 621 nt
Organism: Kalmanozyma brasiliensis GHG001
Lineage: Eukaryota; Fungi; Basidiomycota; Ustilaginomycetes; Ustilaginales
Product: Histidine phosphatase superfamily, clade-1
Exons: 1
Coding region: 1-621 (206 amino acids)
Biological process (GO): glycolytic process
Molecular function (GO): intramolecular phosphotransferase activity
Source: RefSeq, a predicted model, not a curated record